Messenger RNA from Lycium ferocissimum, 327 nucleotides. RefSeq lists its product as uncharacterized. The record is from RefSeq and is a predicted model, not a curated record. Lineage: Eukaryota; Viridiplantae; Streptophyta; Magnoliopsida; Solanales; Solanaceae. The transcript has a single exon. Bases 1 to 327 code for a protein of 108 amino acids.
AUGGCUAUCCUUGUUAUAUCAGGGAAGUCCACAACACUAGCAAAAUUAGCUAUACCAGAUGUUGGUUCUUGUUUGUACUGUGCUAUUGUAAUAUUUUGCCUACUUCUAUUGAGCUCAGUAGAAGAGAACUCUGCAAUGAAAGGAAACCAGCCGUUCCUGAUUAUGAGGCCUUGUGAUGAAAUAUACGUUGUUGGAGAAGGUGAAACUCUGCAUACCAUCAGUGACAAGUGUGAUGACCCAUUCAUAGUUGAGCAAAAUCCACAUAUCCAUGACCCUGAUGAUGUUUUCCCUGGACUUGUCAUCAAGAUCACUCCUAACCUUACAUAG